Mustela erminea (ermine) is the source of this 6582-nucleotide messenger RNA. Its product is annotated as sodium channel protein type 1 subunit alpha. The transcript is spliced from 27 exons. Lineage: Eukaryota; Metazoa; Chordata; Mammalia; Carnivora; Mustelidae. The record is from RefSeq and is a predicted model, not a curated record. The coding region runs from base 305 to 6334 and encodes 2009 amino acids. Gene Ontology annotation, cellular component: axon; plasma membrane; voltage-gated sodium channel complex. Gene Ontology annotation, molecular function: voltage-gated sodium channel activity. Gene Ontology annotation, biological process: sodium ion transmembrane transport; membrane depolarization during action potential; neuronal action potential.
UUGUAUUAGGUACCAUAGAGUGAGGCGAGGAUGAAGCCGAGAGGAUACUGCAGAGAUCUGUGGUGCAUGUGUGUAUGUGUGCGUGUGUGUGUUCGUGUGUGUGUGUGCGUCCCGCCUCAGUGAGACUGCAGCCCUGGUAAAUACUCGGUCACCCUUUGCAAAGGGAAUCUGAACAAUUUGAAGGCACGUUGUUAUCAUCCGGUCUUUGGGAGAUGCUGCUCCUCGUUGCGGAUGGGUAAUUUUCCUUUUUAUCAGGACUUUCAUAUGCAGAGUAAAUGGUAAUUAAAAUGUGCAGGAUGACAAGAUGGAGCAAACAGUGCUUGUACCACCAGGACCUGACAGCUUCAACUUCUUCACCAGAGAAUCUCUUGCUGCUAUUGAAAGACGCAUUGCAGAAGAAAAGGCUAAGAAUCCCAAACCAGACAAGAAAGAUGAUGAUGAAAAUGGCCCAAAGCCAAAUAGUGACUUGGAAGCUGGAAAGAACCUUCCUUUUAUUUAUGGAGACAUUCCUCCAGAGAUGGUGUCAGAGCCGCUGGAGGACCUGGACCCGUACUAUAUCAAUAAAAAAACUUUUAUAGUAUUGAAUAAAGGGAAGGCCAUCUUCCGGUUCAGUGCCACCUCUGCCCUGUACAUUUUAACUCCCUUCAAUCCUCUUAGGAAAAUAGCUAUUAAGAUUUUGGUACAUUCAUUAUUCAGCAUGCUCAUCAUGUGCACUAUUUUGACAAACUGUGUGUUUAUGACAAUGAGUAACCCUCCUGACUGGACAAAGAAUGUAGAGUACACCUUCACAGGAAUAUACACUUUUGAAUCACUUAUAAAAAUUAUUGCAAGGGGCUUCUGUUUAGAAGACUUUACUUUUCUUCGGGACCCAUGGAACUGGCUUGAUUUCACUGUCAUUACAUUUGCAUAUGUGACAGAGUUUGUGGACCUGGGCAAUGUCUCAGCGCUAAGAACAUUCAGAGUUCUCCGAGCACUGAAAACAAUUUCAGUCAUUCCAGGCCUGAAGACCAUUGUGGGGGCUCUGAUCCAGUCGGUGAAGAAGCUCUCCGAUGUCAUGAUCCUGACUGUGUUCUGUCUGAGCGUGUUUGCCCUGAUUGGGCUGCAGCUGUUCAUGGGUAACCUGCGGAAUAAAUGUGUACAAUGGCCUCCCACCAAUGCUUCCCUGGAGGAACACAGUAUAGAGAGGAAUGUAACUAUGAAUUACAAUGGCACACUUGUCAAUGAAACUCGCUUUGAGUUUGACUGGAAAUCAUAUAUUCAAGAUACAAGAUAUCAUUAUUUUCUGGAGGGUGUUUUGGAUGCACUACUAUGUGGAAAUAGCUCUGAUGCAGGUCAAUGUCCAGAAGGAUAUGUGUGUGUGAAAGCUGGUAGAAAUCCUAAUUAUGGCUAUACAAGCUUCGACACAUUCAGUUGGGCUUUUUUGUCUCUGUUUCGACUGAUGACUCAGGACUUCUGGGAAAAUCUGUACCAACUGACAUUACGUGCUGCUGGAAAAACAUACAUGAUUUUUUUUGUGCUGGUCAUUUUCUUGGGCUCAUUCUAUCUGAUAAAUUUGAUCUUGGCUGUGGUGGCCAUGGCCUAUGAGGAACAGAAUCAGGCCACCUUGGAAGAGGCAGAACAGAAAGAGGCUGAAUUUCAGCAGAUGCUCGAACAGCUUAAAAAGCAACAAGAGGCAGCUCAGCAGGCCGCAGCUGUCACUGCCUCAGAGCAUUCCAGAGAACCUAGUGCCACUGGGGGGCUCUCUGACAGCUCCUCUGAAGCCUCCAAGUUGAGCUCCAAGAGUGCUAAGGAAAGAAGAAAUCGGAGAAAGAAAAGGAAACAGAAAGAGCAGUCUGGUGGGGAGGAGAAGGAUGAGGAUGAGUUCCACAAGUCUGAGUCUGAAGACAGCAUCAGGAGAAAAGGGUUUCGCUUCUCCAUAGAGGGGAACCGAUUGACGUAUGAAAAGAGGUACUCCUCCCCACACCAGUCUUUGUUGAGCAUCCGUGGCUCCCUAUUUUCUCCAAGGCGAAAUAGCAGAACAAGCCUUUUCAGCUUUAGAGGGCGAGCAAAAGAUGUGGGAUCGGAGAAUGACUUUGCUGAUGAUGAGCACAGCACCUUUGAGGAUAACGAGAGCCGAAGAGACUCCUUGUUUGUGCCCCGACGGCAUGGAGAACGGCGCAACAGUAACCUGAGUCAGACCAGUAGGUCUUCCCGGAUGCUGGCAGUGUUUCCAGCAAAUGGGAAGAUGCACAGCACUGUGGAUUGCAAUGGUGUGGUGUCCUUGGUUGGUGGACCUUCAGUUCCUACAUCGCCUGUUGGACAGCUUCUGCCAGAGGUGAUAAUAGAUAAGCCAGCUACUGAUGACAAUGGAACAACCACCGAGACUGAGAUGAGGAAGAGAAGGUCAAGUUCUUUCCAUGUUUCCAUGGAUUUUCUAGAAGAUCCUUCCCAAAGGCAACGAGCAAUGAGUAUAGCCAGCAUUUUAACAAAUACAGUAGAAGAACUUGAAGAAUCCAGACAGAAAUGCCCACCCUGUUGGUAUAAAUUUUCCAACAUAUUCUUAAUCUGGGACUGUUCACCAUAUUGGUUAAAAGUGAAACAUAUUGUCAACCUGGUUGUGAUGGACCCGUUUGUUGACCUGGCCAUCACCAUCUGCAUUGUCUUAAAUACUCUUUUCAUGGCCAUGGAGCACUAUCCAAUGACAGAACAUUUCAAUAAUGUGCUUACAGUAGGAAACUUGGUUUUCACUGGGAUCUUUACAGCAGAAAUGUUUCUGAAAAUUAUUGCCAUGGACCCUUACUAUUAUUUCCAAGAAGGCUGGAAUAUCUUUGAUGGUUUUAUUGUGACGCUUAGCCUGGUAGAACUUGGCCUUGCCAAUGUGGAAGGAUUAUCCGUUCUCCGUUCAUUCCGACUGCUCCGAGUUUUCAAGUUGGCAAAAUCUUGGCCAACAUUAAAUAUGCUAAUAAAGAUCAUCGGCAAUUCAGUGGGGGCUCUGGGUAACCUCACCUUGGUGUUGGCCAUCAUCGUCUUCAUUUUUGCCGUGGUCGGCAUGCAGCUGUUUGGUAAAAGCUACAAAGAUUGUGUCUGUAAGAUCUCUACCAGCUGUGAGCUCCCACGCUGGCACAUGAAUGACUUCUUCCACUCCUUCCUGAUUGUGUUCCGUGUGCUGUGUGGAGAGUGGAUAGAAACCAUGUGGGACUGUAUGGAGGUCGCUGGUCAAGCCAUGUGCCUUACUGUCUUCAUGAUGGUCAUGGUGAUUGGAAAUUUGGUGGUCCUGAACCUCUUUCUGGCCUUGCUUCUGAGCUCAUUUAGUGCAGACAAUCUUGCAGCCACGGAUGAUGAUAAUGAAAUGAACAAUCUCCAAAUAGCCGUGGACAGGAUGCACAAGGGAGUAGCUUAUGUGAAGAGAAAAAUAUACGAAUUUAUUCAACAAUCCUUUGUUAGAAAACAGAAGAUUUUAGAUGAAAUUAAACCACUUGAUGAUCUAAACAAUAAAAAAGACAGUUGUAUGUCCAAUCAUACAACAGAAAUUGGGAAAGAUCUUGACUAUCUUAAAGAUGUGAAUGGAACCACAAGUGGAAUAGGAACCGGCAGCAGUGUUGAAAAAUACAUUAUUGAUGAAAGUGAUUACAUGUCAUUCAUAAACAAUCCCAGUCUUACUGUGACUGUACCAAUUGCUGUAGGAGAGUCUGACUUUGAAAAUUUAAACACAGAGGACUUCAGUAGUGAAUCAGAUCUGGAAGAAAGCAAAGAGAAACUUAAUGAAAGCAGUAGCUCCUCGGAAGGCAGCACUGUAGACAUUGGUGCACCUGCAGAAGAACAGCCUGUAGUGGAACCCGAGGAAACCCUUGAACCUGAAGCCUGUUUCACUGAAGGCUGUGUACAAAGAUUUAAAUGUUGUCAAAUCAGUGUGGAAGAAGGGAGGGGGAAACAAUGGUGGAACCUGAGAAGAACGUGUUUCCGAAUAGUUGAACAUAACUGGUUUGAGACCUUCAUUGUCUUCAUGAUUCUGCUUAGUAGUGGUGCACUGGCAUUUGAAGAUAUAUAUAUUGAUCAGCGAAAGACAAUUAAGACAAUGUUGGAAUAUGCUGACAAGGUUUUCACUUACAUUUUCAUUCUGGAAAUGCUUCUAAAAUGGGUAGCAUAUGGCUAUCAAACAUAUUUUACCAAUGCCUGGUGUUGGCUGGACUUCUUAAUUGUGGAUGUUUCAUUGGUCAGUUUAACAGCAAAUGCCUUGGGUUACUCAGAACUUGGUGCCAUCAAAUCUCUCAGGACACUGAGAGCUCUGAGACCUCUAAGAGCCUUAUCACGAUUUGAAGGGAUGAGGGUGGUUGUGAAUGCCCUUUUAGGAGCAAUUCCAUCCAUCAUGAAUGUGCUUCUGGUUUGUCUUAUAUUCUGGCUAAUUUUCAGCAUCAUGGGCGUAAAUUUGUUUGCUGGCAAAUUCUACCACUGUAUUAACACCACAACUGGUGACAUGUUUGACAUCAACGAAGUGAAUAAUCAUUCUGAUUGCCUAAAACUAAUAGAAAGAAAUGAGACUGCCCGAUGGAAAAAUGUGAAAGUAAACUUUGAUAAUGUAGGAUUUGGGUAUCUCUCUUUGCUUCAAGUUGCCACAUUUAAGGGAUGGAUGGAUAUAAUGUAUGCAGCAGUUGAUUCCAGAAAUGUGGAACUCCAGCCUAAGUAUGAGGAAAGUCUAUACAUGUAUCUUUACUUUGUUAUUUUCAUCAUCUUUGGGUCCUUCUUCACCUUGAACCUGUUUAUUGGUGUCAUUAUAGAUAAUUUCAACCAGCAAAAAAAGAAGUUUGGAGGUCAAGACAUCUUUAUGACAGAAGAACAGAAGAAAUACUAUAAUGCAAUGAAAAAAUUAGGAUCGAAAAAGCCACAAAAGCCUAUACCUCGACCAGGAAACAAAUUUCAAGGAAUGGUCUUUGACUUUGUAACCAGACAAGUUUUUGACAUUAGCAUCAUGAUUCUUAUCUGUCUCAACAUGGUCACCAUGAUGGUAGAAACAGAUGACCAGAGUGAUUAUGUGACUAACAUUUUGUCACGCAUCAACCUGGUGUUCAUUGUGCUGUUCACUGGAGAGUGUGUACUGAAGCUCAUCUCCCUCCGCCAUUAUUAUUUUACCAUAGGCUGGAAUAUUUUUGAUUUUGUGGUUGUUAUUCUCUCCAUUGUAGGCAUGUUUCUGGCUGAACUGAUAGAAAAAUACUUUGUGUCCCCUACCCUGUUCCGAGUGAUCCGGCUCGCCAGGAUUGGUCGAAUCUUGCGUCUGAUCAAAGGGGCCAAGGGGAUCCGCACGUUGCUCUUUGCUCUGAUGAUGUCCCUUCCUGCCUUGUUUAACAUCGGCCUCCUGCUCUUCCUGGUCAUGUUCAUCUACGCCAUCUUUGGAAUGUCCAACUUUGCCUAUGUUAAGAGGGAAGUUGGAAUUGAUGACAUGUUCAACUUUGAGACCUUUGGCAACAGCAUGAUCUGCCUGUUCCAAAUUACCACCUCCGCUGGCUGGGACGGAUUGCUGGCACCUAUUCUCAACAGUAAACCACCAGAUUGCGAUCCUAAUAAAGUAAACCCUGGAAGCUCAGUUAAGGGAGACUGUGGGAACCCCUCAGUGGGGAUUUUCUUUUUUGUGAGUUACAUCAUCAUAUCAUUUCUGGUUGUGGUGAACAUGUACAUCGCUGUCAUCCUGGAGAACUUCAGUGUUGCUACAGAAGAAAGUGCAGAGCCUCUGAGUGAGGAUGACUUCGAGAUGUUCUAUGAGGUUUGGGAGAAGUUUGAUCCUGAUGCCACCCAGUUCAUGGAAUUUGAAAAACUAUCUCAGUUUGCAGCCGCUCUCGAACCUCCUCUUAAUCUGCCACAACCGAACAAACUCCAGCUCAUUGCCAUGGAUUUGCCCAUGGUCAGUGGUGACCGAAUCCAUUGUCUUGACAUCUUAUUUGCUUUUACAAAGCGGGUUCUGGGAGAGAGUGGAGAGAUGGAUGCUCUCCGAAUACAGAUGGAAGAGCGCUUUAUGGCUUCCAACCCAUCAAAGGUCUCUUAUCAGCCAAUAACUACGACUUUAAAACGAAAACAAGAGGAGGUGUCUGCCGUUAUUAUUCAGCGUGCUUACAGGCGCCACCUCUUAAAGCGAACUGUAAAACAAGCUUCAUUUACAUAUAAUAAAAAUAAAAUCAAAGGUGGGGCUAAUCUUCUUGUGAAAGAAGACAUGCUCAUUGACAGAAUAAAUGAAAACUCAAUUACGGAGAAAACUGACCUGACCAUGUCCACAGCAGCUUGUCCACCUUCUUAUGAUCGGGUAACAAAGCCAAUCGUGGAAAAACACGAGCAAGAAGGCAAAGAUGAAAAAGCCAAAGGGAAAUAAAUGGAAACAAAUAAGAAUAAUUGGGUGGCAAAUUGUUUACAGCCUGUGAACGUGAUGUAUUUUUGUCAACAGGACUCCUUGAGGAGGUCAAUGCCAAACUGACUGUUUUUACACAAAUCUACUCAAGGUCAGUGCCUACACUAAGACAGUGACCCCUUGUCAGAAAACUGUGACUCUGUGUAAAGGGGAGACGACCUCGACAGGAGGUUACUGUUCUCACUACCAGCUGACACUGCUGAAGACAGAGA